Messenger RNA from Medioppia subpectinata, 943 nucleotides. Lineage: Eukaryota; Metazoa; Arthropoda; Arachnida; Sarcoptiformes; Oppiidae. The record is from the annotation of a GenBank genome assembly.
GUCAUGUUAAAAGAGUGGAAUAUAAAGGAUAAGCUGAAAGAGGGUCUGAAGGACUUGGGAGGGCUGAUAGGCCUGGGAGGCAACACCACCACUGAGUCCGAGUUUGAGUACUACGACGACGAGGCCUUGUCUACCAAUAAGGACGGCGUGGUUACCGACGCUGACGGCAACGAAGUGACCACAAGUGGGUGGGAAAAGUUGUGGGAAGGGCUGGACAUUCAAACGGAAAUAGUAGAACCUGUGAAAAGCGAGGAAGAAAUCGACGAAAUAUUAGCCGAUAUUUACAGAUAUGGAGACAAAGAUCGUAAAUAUCCGACUGAAUUCAAAAGUUGGCUUGAUACAUUUUGCAUCAAUAGUACGGCAAAUGUCAGAGCGUUGCGCAACUAUUUUAACAGCUAUUUUUACACCAAAACUAUCAUGAGACAAUUCGCUGAGCAUAUGACCGUUGGCUAUAAUGAUUUGAGCAUGGCCAUGUGCAAUAAUAGCAAGAUGAGUGAUGAUACUAUUCAAGUCAUUGACAAACAAUUACCAUUGAUAAAUGAGAAGUGGGACGUGUUUAAAAUGCUCCGGGAUCAGUUUAUGAUUGUCGUGGCCAACGCUACCGGAAUGAACCCUAAAAGUAGAGUUAAAACAAUGCUCUGUCACUUCGAGCACUACAUAUACAAGAUGUCGAGUGUAUUUCCGACCGAAAAUGGAGGGCAAAUAGCGUUCGACGAGUUGAUUGCCGUAUACUUUAAACCGGCGCUCAAAUACUUUGAGGGAAAGGGACACAAACCGCAGGACAACUGUCCCUUCGAUGCCAAAGAGGCGGCCCAUCACGCGAGCAAAGAGGUUAUCAAAUCAUUGCAAUUGGGUUUGAUAAAGGGCCUGGAUAAUUUGGUCACCCGGGCCAGAUCAAGGGUACCCAAACUGGCACAUAAAACCAAAGCCAAAUAGGUUGAGU